AUGUCGCAGUUGUUAGCCAGGGGCUCACCUGUGUGCCAGACCAAAUUCAAUAGUCCCUUCAUUAACAGGAUGAUUGCAUCUCAUAUCAAACGACUUCCUCUACAAAAUACCCAGACUGUCCUAUCCCACAGCGAUGGGAUGGGACAUGACCUGAAUUUAGAUUCUAGAACUGAAUGUCAUCUCUUGGGACUACUCUUUUCUGUAAAUCGAGGAAAUGCAAGUUCAGUUCAAAAUGAGAUAACAGUAGGUGGAUAUUACAGGCUGAACCAAAAUUCAUAUGUUGAAGCCCUCACCCCCACAAACUCAGAAUGUGAUGUAUUUGGAGAUGAGACUUUCAAAGAGAAAUCCUCUUGCUAUAUUCCCAUUGUGAGAAGUGCAACCUUGUGGGAGAGGAGCGUAUCACACGCAAAUCCCAGCCCUCAUCAUGAGAGAACUGCUUUGCCCUGCUCCAGAUUUAUCGGUCACAUGAAGAAAUUCUCUGAAUCUCUUAAAUUUAGCAGUCUACGUUUUCUGCGUUAUCCAGUAUUUCCAGAAGUGAUUCAGACUCCAGUGGCAUGUAAAAAACUGCUUUAUACUUGCCAGUACAGUAUCCCCAGCUCUCCUGAUGUAAGCAGAGCUUCUUUCGAAGAAGAAAACCAUGAAGAAGCCAGUUCUCACACAACAUCAUCCAGCGAAUGGUACGAGAACCCACUGAUCUUCACCGUUAGACAAGAAAUUAAUAAGAGAGACAGAGAAGCACCCAAGCAGGCCUGGAGCAGUCUAGUUUUGGAAAAGCCAGUGACAGAAAUGCCUAUUCCAUCUUACUCAGCGUAUCCUUUGCGCCUGGAGGCUGCAGGGACACAGCUCAUUAGACACGUGAGACUUCAGAACCAGCCCUCUCGAAAUUCCAAGAGAAAUCCUGUCCCACCUGGUACCACUGAGAGGCCUUCCACUGCCAUUGGUCUCUGCGGGAGAAGCCAGACCCCCUGGGCCCCUAUGAGAGUCUCCUGGAGUUCCUCAGACACCAUGCUGGAGGAGAGGAUGGCAGCCACAGCAGACGCUCUGGCAAACCCAGAUUCCCAAAGCAGGCUCCAGGGUGUGCCCGGAAAUCCAGUCGGAAGAGACACAGUUGCCAUGACACCGGAGAUGCUCCCCAAGCAUCUUCAUCCCCUGGGGAAAAAGGAGCCCAGGGCAGACGCCUCCCCCCAUGACAGUCUGGCAGGAGCGCCCCUUCUUCAGCUUGCCGGGUCUCCCACCCAUCUCCCCACAAAGAGGUUAAUCGUGACUUGCUCUUAUCCCCCCUCCCGUCCACCGCAGCGUUUCCAUACGGUUUGUUCACAGGCCCCUCCUAGGCUGAGGGUGAAUGCUCACUUAUAUUGA
Molecule: messenger RNA, 1359 nt
Organism: Pteropus alecto (black flying fox)
Lineage: Eukaryota; Metazoa; Chordata; Mammalia; Chiroptera; Pteropodidae
Gene: CUNH12orf42
Product: chromosome unknown C12orf42 homolog
Exons: 6
Coding region: 1-1359 (452 amino acids)
Source: RefSeq, a predicted model, not a curated record